UCAAAUAAUAACUCAUACGACCGGCGUGGCGGUACGGUACGGUGCGUACUGUUUACUUUACUGAAAAAUCAGUCCGAAUUCGUUAACAGCCGCUAACGGUUUACGGUUUUACGGUCUCCUCCGAAUCAUAAAGUAGUGCUCUGAUCCGAUCCGAUCCGAUCUGAUCCUUAGAAUCAAAUAUGUCGAAAGUGUCGCAAAGUGCUGGGAGUCCCCAGAGCGGUGCCCCCCAGAGCAAUGACGUCUACAAUAUUGUGCUCCUGGUGGUGGACAUCCUGGUGCUGAUCGCCAAGUUCUGGUACGCCAUCGCCGAGGCUAUUGUCGGACUCUUCCGUCCCCCGCCGCUGGAGGAGGUGCGCGGCAAGGUGGUCCUGAUCACCGGCACCGGACACGGCAUGGGCAAGCAGAUGGCCCUACAGUACGCCCAGCUGGGCGCCACCAUCCUCUGCUGGGACGUCAACGAACAGACCAACAACCAGACCGUCAAGGAGAUCCAGGCCAAGGGCGGCAAGGCCUUCGGCUACGUCUGCAACGUCACCAAGCGGGACGAGCUCAUCGAACUGGCCCAGAAGGUGCGCAAGGAGCACGGCUUUGUCUCGGUGGUGGUCAACAAUGCCGGCAUCAUGCCCUGCCAUCCCCUGCUGGAGCACACCGAGAACGAGAUCCGUCUCAUGUACGACAUCAAUGUGGUCUCCCACUACUGGAUCAUCCAGGCCUUCCUUCCGGACAUGAUUGAGCGCAACGAGGGCAGCAUCGUGGCCCUCUCCUCCUGCGCCGGACUCUUCGGUCUCGUCAACCUGGUGCCCUAUUGCGGCACCAAGUUCGCCGUCCGCGGCUACAUGGCCGCCCUGGCCGAGGAACUGCGUCGGAAGAAUCCCCAAAACAACAUCAAACUCACCACCAUCUUCCCGUACAUGAUCGACACUGGCCUGUGCAAGAACCCCCGCUACCGCUUCCCCAAUCUGUUCAAGCUGAUUGCUCCGGACGUGGCCGCCGCUUCCAUCAUCGAGGCCCAGCGCCAGGGCCUGGAGGAGGCCUCCAUUCCCCGCCACUUUGUCAGCGUGGAGAAGGUGGGUCGCCUCAUUCCCCGCAAGGCGAUGCGUCUCGUCAACGACUUCCUCGACACGGGCGUGGACACCGACAAGCAGUAGAGGGCUGGCGAGGAGCUCUCUCAUCCUGCAGAGCUCCGAACACACAGACGACAUGUCUGCAUAAUUUUAAAUUGUUUUUUUUUUUUUAUAGAUUUUGUUUGUUUCGUCGCUGUUUAGUGUGAUUAUCUGCUUUUAAUUGCUGUGUAAAUGCAACUACUCGUAAUUGCUGUAUGAAAGUGAACUUAGUCAGCUCCACUUGGAUAAUUAAGACUUAGAAAGGUUGUUACUUAAUUAGGGCCGUGUGUGUGUGUGGGUCGUGUGGGUACGUAAUAAAGUCUCCAAAGAGUACUCCGUUUAA
Drosophila bipectinata is the source of this 1446-nucleotide messenger RNA. RefSeq names its product Lipid droplet subset dehydrogenase 1 (gene Ldsdh1). Gene Ontology annotation, molecular function: oxidoreductase activity, acting on the CH-OH group of donors, NAD or NADP as acceptor. NCBI's taxonomy places the organism in Eukaryota, Metazoa, Arthropoda, Insecta, Diptera, Drosophilidae. Gene Ontology annotation, cellular component: lipid droplet. The record is from RefSeq and is a predicted model, not a curated record.